Messenger RNA from Alternaria atra, 996 nucleotides. RefSeq lists its product as uncharacterized. NCBI's taxonomy places the organism in Eukaryota, Fungi, Ascomycota, Dothideomycetes, Pleosporales, Pleosporaceae. The transcript has a single exon. The coding region runs from base 1 to 996 and encodes 331 amino acids. The record is from RefSeq and is a predicted model, not a curated record.
AUGCCCCCCAAACGACGCGAGACCAUACCGCCAGAUUCAGUACCCGAGCCUAAAAGACGAGUUACCCGAUCGUCUACGAAAGCUAAAGCAACAAACUCACAAAGUCAAAUCAAUCACGUGGCAGAAUUAGAUACUGAAGCUAGUGCUUCAGAACUUACAUCGCAUGCGAAAGGAGCCACGAAACGCGCCCCAAGCUCAAAGACGGCCAAGUUUGACGAAAAUGAUAUCGCAAACGAGAGCUCAACACCAUCCAACGUCACAACCCUAACCAUCACACACGUCCUAGUAAAAAAACCAAUUCAAUGCCACCAAUAUACACCCACAUCAUUUUUCUCAACCCCAUCACCAGCUCUAAUCUUCACUCACGGCGCAGGCGGCACACUCUCCGCAGAUGCAGUCGUAAACUUCUGCACCGGUUUUUCCUCGUCCCUCCCCGUCCUCGCAUUCCAAGGCUCCAUGAACCUCAAGGCGCGAACGAAAGGCUUCGACGCGUGCAUCAAUGAACUUUACUCUAGCCAGGAAACGGGGUAUAAGGGAAAGGCGAAAGAGGAGGGUAUAGAAAAGAGACUGCUGUUAGGCGGAAGAAGCAUGGGUGCGCGCGCCGCUGUUAUUGCUGCUAGUGAUUGGUUAGCUGAACGAAACGACGACGUCGGAGACGAAUGUAGUGUACAACUUGUACUGAUAUCUUAUCCACUGCAGGGUCCUAAAGAUGAUUUGCGCGAUCAGAUCUUAUUGGACCUGCCAGAGACUGUCAACAUACUUUUCAUAAUCGGCGAUAGAGAUGCCAUGUGUUCGCUAGAUCUGCUGAACGAAACGAAGAGUAAGAUGUCAGCGAAAUCGCAACUCGUUGUUGUGAGGGGUGCGGAUCACGGUAUGCAGGUCAAGCCUGCUAGCAUGACGAAGGAACUCGGAGAAGAGACGGGACGGGUGGCUGCGAGGUGGGUUGAGGAAGGGUUAGAGGAGGAUGUGAUAUAUAUUGGCGAGGAAGAAGAAUGA